Saprolegnia parasitica CBS 223.65 is the source of this 2131-nucleotide messenger RNA. RefSeq lists its product as hypothetical. Lineage: Eukaryota; Oomycota; Saprolegniomycetes; Saprolegniales; Saprolegniaceae. Gene Ontology annotation, molecular function: chloride channel activity. Gene Ontology annotation, biological process: chloride transmembrane transport. The transcript has 11 exons. The coding region runs from base 599 to 2131 and encodes 510 amino acids. The record is from RefSeq and is a predicted model, not a curated record.
UUACCGCCAUGAAAGCACCACCUCGCUCGGCGGCGUCGCCAGACGUGGCGCUCCAGGUGAAGAACUGGCCGCUCGACAAGUUCAAGGAGCGGCACGGCUACAACUACGACUACGUGUUUGUCUUCAAGGUGCAUGACGAAGAGAGCACGCUCACGGAGGCGCAGACGGCGUUUUCGAUGCGGCUUAUCCUCCAGCGGCUCGCGGGGGCUGGCCUCGAGACCAAGCUUUUUUACUCGUCGACGCGCGACCUCGUGUUUUGCAAGAUUCGCGCGUCCCUCCAGCGGCUCUGCAAGGAAGCCGACCGCAUUGACCUCAAGCUCGAGUUUGACCCGAAAGCAUUGAAAGAGCUGGCCGAGGCCGGCAACCCCAGCCAUGGCAUUGCACCCAUCACAAUCGCCGACGAGUGCUCGCUGACAUCACGCGCUCCGUACCAAAACAUCUUUGGCAAGUACGACAUGGACGAGCGGCUCCAGUCGGUCUACAAGAAAUUCGGUCCACUCGGCAAGCAGAUCCCGUUCCGCGGCGUCGACCGCAUCAAGCUCAUCAAUUCCAUCAUCCACGCCCACACGAGCGACGGCGGCUGCCACCUCAACAACAAAUGCUCGAGGUGAAGAAGUGCCUUGUCACGAGCUUCCCGCUCCACGACUUUGACGAGCGCGACAAGCUCAACGCCAAGUGGAUCCGCUGGUCGAGUGCGCCGUGGAACCAGCCGUACAACGACAUCAAGGAUUACUACGGCCACUACACGACGUGGCUCAUUGCGCCGUCAAUCGUCGGCAUGUUGAUGCUAGCCGAUAUUGUCAUUGAAGGCACAGUCGACGCGCGCCUGCUUGGCGUCUUUGGCCUCUUCAUGGCGCUCUGGGGCACGUUCUACCUCGAGUACUGGAAGCGCCGUAACGCAGUCAUUCGUCUCGAGUGGGGCAUGGACGGGUUCGAAGACGACGAGGAAGACCGCGCCGAAUUUGAAGGCGCCGAAGUGUCGUCGCCCAUCGACGGCAGCAAGAUGCGCUACUUUAGCCCCGAGAAGCAGCGCCAGCGCAUGCUCUCGUCGCUGCUCUUCAUCUUUGCACUUGUCUUGCUUGUGGUUGGCGCUGUUGCCGGCAUUUUCAUUUUCCGAUACUUUGCCCAGCCCGACCAGCCGCUCUACCCGUAUACGACCAUCACCGUUGGCAACAAGACGAUUCCACUCGACUCGCCCAUCGCGUCGACGCUCAAUGCGAUUCAGAUUCAGGUCAUGAACGGCAUCUACAUGACGAUCGCGGUGCGCCUCAACAACUAUGAAAACCACCGUACGCAGACGCAGUACGAAGACAACUUGAUCGCGAAGGCCUUCCUCUUUCAGUUUGUCAACUCGUACGCAAGUCUGUUUUACAUUGCUUUUAUCAAGUUUUACGUCAACGGGUGCUCGGGCGACGAUGCCGGCGGCUGCAUCUACGAUCUUAUGGUCGCGCUCGGCAUCAUCUUUGGCCUCCGCCUCACAUCGGGCAACUUUUUCGAAGCCGUACUGCCGUACCUUCAACGACAUUGCAAGCGUCGGCGCGCCGACGGUGACGGCGUCGGGCGGCGUCUUAUCUCGUCAGCGGAAAAGCAAAUGGCGCUUGGCCACUACGACGACAUGGCUGUCUUUGGCGACUACAACGAGAUGAUCAUUCAAUUCGGGUACAUUACGCUAUUCGUCAUCUCGUUUCCGCUCGCGCCGUUCCUCGCGCUGCUCAACAACUACUUUGAGAUUCGGAUUGACGCGUUCAAACUCGCAAAAGAGUCGCGCCGUCCCGACCCAAAAGGCGCCGAAGACAUUGGCACGUGGAUGACGAUCCUCGAAAUCCUCGGCGUCAUCUCGGUCAUGACCAACGUGGCGGCCGCCAUCUUCACGUCGCACACCACCUUCAGCGGCCUCUCGGACGCGACCAAGCUGAUUGCGUUCAUCGCGCUCGAGCACGCUGUGCUCAUGGUCAAGUAUGCGCUGACGAUUCUCGUCGACGACGUGCCCGAGGACGUUCAGUUGCAACUCGACCGCGCCAAGUUCCUCGUCAACAAGAUUGUCUACUUGAUCCAAGACGACGAUGACGAUGAGCUCGCCAAGGGCAACAAGAUCAAGGUCGACUUGACCAUCUUUGACGACGACGAGUGA